ACCGGAAGUAGCUUGGGAAUGAGUUUCCGCUUCCGGCUUGCUGCCUGUUUCGUUUGAGAAAGAGGAACCUCUGCCUUUCUUCUCGCAUGGCCGCCUCGGUGGACUUUAAAACCUACGUGGACCAGGCCUGCAAAGCAGCGGAAGAGUUCGCCAAUAUUUACUAUGAAACCAUGGACAAAAGGAGGCGGGUGUUGACCCGGCUCUACACAGAUGAUGCAGCGCUUGUCUGGAAUGGAAAUGCCAUGUCGGGGCAGGAGGCCCUUUCCAAGUUCUUUGAGAUGCUGCCUUCCAGCGAGUUCCAGGUGACGACCUUCGACUGCCAGCCUGUCCAUGAGCAAGCUACGCAGAACCAGACCACGGUCCUCGUCGUGACUUGUGGCAGCGUCAAAUUUGACGGGAACAAGAUGCAGUACUUCAACCAGAACUUCUUGCUGACGGCGCAAACCACAAACAACAACACAGUGUGGAAGAUCAUGAGCGACUGUUUCCGCUUCCAGGAUUGGCCCAGUUAACGGGCAACAAGGAGGCGAAGCGUCCUCUGCAGACAAGAUGAAAGUCUUUUUGAAAUGGUGGCUCACCCUCUGUAUGAACCAUUUUCCCUUCUGCGUCCUCUUUGGGAGCAAAAUAGACAAUUGCAAGAUGAAACCCAACUUGCUACCAAAAAGACUUCGGUGCCUUCACGGUCAGGGUAGACUACAUCAGAAGGGAAAGCCUUUCCUGAUUUUUUUAUAGUGAUGAAUUAUUUAGGAAGCAGUGGAUUCAGGCCCCUAAAGCUCUUCAUAUUCUGUUUGGCACACGUUGGCUGUGCUCUCCUUAAAGGUUUUGCAUGGUUAACCCAUUUCCUUUGCCUCCGAGAAACAUUAAAAGGUCUCUGACAGAGGUUUGC
Molecule: messenger RNA, 886 nt
Organism: Anolis sagrei ordinatus
Lineage: Eukaryota; Metazoa; Chordata; Lepidosauria; Squamata; Anolidae
Gene: NXT2
Product: nuclear transport factor 2 like export factor 2
Biological process (GO): poly(A)+ mRNA export from nucleus
Cellular component (GO): nuclear pore central transport channel
Source: RefSeq, a predicted model, not a curated record